Porites evermanni is the source of this 4219-nucleotide messenger RNA. The record is from the annotation of a GenBank genome assembly. Lineage: Eukaryota; Metazoa; Cnidaria; Anthozoa; Scleractinia; Poritidae.
AAAGAUAAACGACCAAGAGUAGAGGUAUGUAGUAGUGAUUUUCAAACAAAAAGCAUCUUUAAAUAACAAANUUUUCUCCCCCCCCCCCCCCCCCGACCUGUUUCCUUGAUUGCCUUCUGAGUUCCUGAUGAGACAAGGCUUUCAACCUUUUGUUGACAUAGGAUGUUUUUCGUUUUUAAGGAUGAGCUCAUCCUAUCUUAUUUUAUCGUUUAGACCGGGGUAACAUGAGUUUACAAUAGUAGACGGAUUAUGAUAGGUAGGUCACUCAUUUUUACAGCUAUCACCAGAGGAGGAGCUGGAAAUAAGAACCUGCCUAGCAGCGAUUGAAAUGGAGGAAAAGAAAAAGGAAAUCGAGGAAAAAGAAAAUGGAUUGAGGGUGAAAGAAGAAGAGUUAAAGCAAAAAGAAAGAAAAAGCGAAAUUGAGGAAAAAGAAAAAGAGUUAAAAGAGAAAGAAGAAAAAUUAAAACAAAAGGCAAAAGUAAAAAAAAAGACCACAAUGGAAGCCAAACGGGUGGCUGCCCAGCUCCAACUUAUGGCCUGGCAGCUUGACCGUUUGGCCAACCGCGUUCUUUCAGAAGUGAAGAAUUAAUAAUUUAAUUUAUAUUUAGGCAAGUAAAAGCCUUAAGUUUGGAAUGUUGUUGUUCAUUGCAUAAUUACAACAUUGGGACAACCUAAAUAUACAGUAAUUGGCCUUUUACUAUUUUUAAAAGGCCUUGUUUUGAUAACAUUACCCCGGAAAGAGUUUUUCCCUUGCGCACACCUAAAGCCUUCAGUUCUGACACCCAUGAUUAGGAUUCCCGACUACAAUUCGCUCACCUGUUGUGACAAUGACUAAUUACAUAAUAAGAAAAUGGUCAUGCAUCUCUCUAACUGUUUUACCGCCUUCUACUCUUCUAAACACAAGCUAUUUUCCUGAUAAAUUGUCAGUUCAAUGUUUUUUUUAAAAAAAACAGAAUCCUCUGUACUUCACUUAAGGCCGUAGUCAGGAGUCACAGGGCCCUACUGUUAUAGUGUAACAAGCCAGUCUUAUUCUUUUCAGUUUUUCUGAUAUUAUUUCUAAAAUGCACAUAGCUACACUAACUACUAUUUUCUUUUAGGCGAAUAUAAUAACUUUAUUAACAGCUUUAGGGAUGAUCCUUGGCGAUUUCAAUGUUGAGCUUCAUAGCGCUUCGAAUUCUCUCCAAUCGCAUUGUGUUGAAGUUAUUAUCGUAGAAUGGAACAAAGAAAAAGACCUAAAAGAUAAAAUGAGAAAAAAAAGAUCACAUGAAAACUGUAUUUGUCAUGAAUAAAAAAUGAAUUCAUGGGUUAUUAGUAACUUUUUUAGGGAUGUUACUAAAACAGGGAACAGGGAACGGGGAAUGGGGAACAGGGAGUGGGGACGAGACAUGGGAAGCGGAAAAAGAAAAAUGGGAACAUAACAGAGAAUUUAAAAUGAAGUUCCUGAUACUGGGGCUAGAUUUCAAGCUACAAUCACAGACAAAAUUAGUUGGGAAGGUUGUACAACUUAACAGUAGUCCAUUUUAAUCCUGAAAAAACAGAGUUUUCUCUUUUGCUAAAUAUCCCCCGUCCCCCCUAUUCAAUGUUGGGAUAUAACAGAACAAUUGCGCGCACAAACAUUAACGUUUUGAUCAACAUUGGGCCAGGGGUGGGGGGAGGAAGAAAAAGAAGAGGUAAAAAAUGCAACCUUCCCAACACUUUUGACGAUGAUUGUAAGAGAAUAGGAAAUCAACUUUAAACGCUUAUAAAACUUGUCGCAUUUAACAUUUGGUUGAGAUAUCUCGCCCUGGAACUGUACUGAUAAUGCACUUUCCAAACUAUAUAAAAAAUAUAAUAAAGGUUAUAUUUCGGUAAAAUCAUAAAUACAUGUAGGAGAAUUUUGCAUCUGACGCGCGUGACAUUUCAUAGCGUGACCACAAAAUCCACUAGGUGAAAUCGCUUUCUUCUAAGAACGCCAGAAGAAAACAUUUAAGGCCUUUAAUUUUCCUCAUGAAGCAAGAGGACGUUUCCUUCGCGUGGACUAUGUAGAAGGAAUGGCCACAGGUUGUCUGUUUCACCAGAUUUAGCGAAAAGUCAUGAGAGUAUUUUUAAGUCAAAAAAUACUAUACGAUUACAGUCGUUGUCAUGUAUACAUGCAUCUUUUUCAUCAGCGGUAUUAUUCCUGGUUAACUUUUGCUGUUUCCUAUCAGCCAAAUGUUUUGAAAGAUGUUACAAAUAGAAAUGGCAUAAAGGCUGCCACAAUAAAGUUUUUUUUUUUCAUUCCGGCGGUGUUAAACUAUCCUAGAAAAACAUGAUGUUUGUAGUUGCGAGGGAGGAGUGAGAUAAGUGCUGAAUUAAAAUCUUCUAGACUUUAUUUUCGUAAGGCCUGAAGGUAAUACGGAACCUCUAUAAAAGAGUUUAUUCAGCCAUGUUCAGAGUUCAUAUAGAAAUUGCUGUGCUACCGUCGCCUGUCAAUCAUUCAGAUAAUUUGAGAACAGUAAACAACAUGGGUUUCCACAUUCCUCCACCACAUUACUCCAUAAGAAAAUGCGAAAUAUAUGCUCAAUGAACCAACUUUCAAACAAGAAAAGGGCAAAAACAUGUAAACCAUGUAAGAAUAUGGACAGCUUUUGUCGCAUUUAUCUACGGGGAUAAAUUUAACAACUGUUUCCCAACAUUACUCCAUUUAAACAGUGCCCUAUAAAGGUCAAUUAGCAAAGUUAGUUUAAUUUUAACGCUACCCAUGGAGUAAUGUCGUAUUUUACUUAGAAUUAAGCUAAAAUGUCUAUUAAAAUUCGUUUGGUUAAGUCCUUGCAAAGCCCCGAACAAGUCAAUUAGGCUAUUUUGUCGUUAGCGCUACUAUAAAGGAAUUAUUUUCGGCUACGAAAAUGGAGUAAUGUGGUGUGUGAUGACUUUGCGUGUGUUAUCCUUUUUAAUUAGGUUAACGAAGACAAUAGACGCCUUAAUCUAAAUCAAGAGCGUACUUUGUUCUCGUUUUCUGAAACCAGUUUCGAAAAGCGGUGCCACAAGGGCUUAACUAGAGUUAUUCAGCCAGAGAAAGUAGCCUCUAGAAUUCAGCAAAUUUCCACUCAGCCUCAUAGUUUGCUCGCGUGGCAAAUGGACAUGUGCUGAAUGUUGUAAAGAAUGGGGAGCUGCUAAGGAAUAUGUCAGCUGCAAUGUAGCGAUCCGAAUGAUUUUUUGGGGAACUGGUGAACGCACUAUAUCUUGCUUUAACAUUUAAAACAUAUCAGCCUAUGCUAUAGUCAAUAGCUUUCACCGAAAAUAAUCUUGCAUUUGUAUUUUGGCUCUUCCUGUGCCCCGGAAAGAGCAAUAGUUGUACUUACCGGGUUGCAAAACAUGCCGAAUAUAAACAGGCGUCUGCGCCAAAAAUUGUCUUAACAAGGUACGGCAAAUAUCUUUUUUCAACAGAGUACUGUUUACGAGUGUUUUUUGAAGACGUUUCUACUGACAAAAAGUCGUCGAUUUUUGACCUUUUACUGCCACACCCAGAAUUUUCAGACAAUCACAGACAAAAUUAGUUGGGAAGGUUGUACAACUUAACAGUAGUCCAUUUUAAUCCUGAAAAAACAGAGUUUUCUCUUUUGCUAAAUAUCCCCCGUCCCCCCUAUUCAAUGUUGGGAUAUAACAGAACAAUUGCGCGCACAAACAUUAACGUUUUGAUCAACAUUGGGCCAGGGGUGGGGGGAGGAAGAAAAAGAAGAGGUAAAAAAUGCAACCUUCCCAACACUUUUGACGAUGAUUGUAGGUCUCUUUCCAAUUUUCCUUUUUGCAUUCCUGGUGCUCGUUCCCACUUCCAGUUCCCUGUUUUAGUAAUAGUAAUAAUAUUUAAUAAUAGUCAUUGCUUUUAUUGCACAUUUUAACACUAAAAGAUAUGAUCAAAUGCGCAUAACACUUGAACAAGACUAAAACAAAAGAUAUAUUACAUACUCUCUAUAUACUAAAGCUUAAUCAGUUGUUACAUUUCCUUCCUAAUAGGUAAUUUAGCAUAACUCAUAACAAGUAAGAAGUAAAAAGAGAAGAUAAAAGUAGAAAAUAAAAACCUAUGAUAGCUCAAGACAGGUCGCUAUAGGCCUCUUUAAAAUAGUGCGUCUGAGUCUUAAACUUAUCUAAAUCAUUCUCUUUCCUAAUAUAGUCCAGUAAACCGUUCCAUAUCUUUGGAGCAGCUGCAGUGAAUGAUAAAGUCCCCAAGAGUGCCUUUGAACUUAGAGGUAGGGUUUUGUAA